AUGGCAGGGUAUGAGGAGUGGUAUGCACAUGGCAGGGUAUGAGGAGUGGUAUGUACAUGGCAGGGUAUGAGGAUUGGUAUGCACAUGGCAGGGUAUGAGGAGUGGUAUGUACAUGGCAGGGUAUGAGGAGUGGUAUGCACAUGGCAGGGUAGCACACAUUACUACACUGCACACAGCCAGGCCACAGCACUGCGGCUGCCUCCACCCAGCGGCCAGGCAGCCUCACGACAGACAGUGGAGUGGAGUGGAGUGGGUCUGGGUCAUGGCAUCAUACCACAGGACAUGCAGGCCGCAUCCCAAAUGGCACCCUAUUCCCUAUUUAGUGCACUUCUUUUGACCAGGGCCCAUACUGGCUCCGGUCAAAAGUAGUGCACUAAAUAGGGAAUAGGGUGGCAUUAGGGACACAUCCACAGGGUGUUGUUAGUGUUACCGUUGGAACAACUCAUCCUCAACGCUUUUGAGAAGGCUCCUUUGGAAGGAAGGAGAAGAAGAGAGCAACAGAAAGUUGGCAGGAGAAUAAGAGAGCAACAGGGAGAAGAAGAGAGCAACAGGAAGAAGGAGAGCAACAGGAAGGAGAAGAGCGCAACAGGAAGGAGGAAGGAAAAGAAGAGAGCAACAGAAGGGAGGAAAGAGAAGAAGAGAGCAACAGGAGGGAGGAAGGAGAAGAAGAGAGCAACAGAGAGGAGGAAGGAGAAGGAGAAGAAGAGAACAACAGGAAGGAGGAAGGAGACGAAGAGAGCAACAGAGAGGAGGAAGGAGAAGAAGAGAACAACAGAAAGGAGGAAGGAGAAGAAGAGAGCAACAGAAAGGAGGAAGGAGAAGAAGAGAGCAACAGGAAGGAGGAAGGAGAAGAAGAGAGCAACAGAAAGGAGGAAGGAGAAGAGAGCAACAGAAAGGAGGAAGGAGAAGAAGAGAGCAACAGAAAGGAGGAAGGAGAAGAAGAGAGCAACAGGAAGGAGGAUAGAGAAGAAGAGAGCAACAGAGAAGAAGAGAGCAACAGAGAGGAGGAAGGAGAAGAAGAGAGCAACAGAAAGGAGGAAGGAGAAGAAGAGAGCAACAGAAAGGAGGAAGGAGAAGAAGAGAGCAACAGGAAGGAUGAUAGAGAAGAAGAGAGCAACAGAGAGGAGGAAGGAGAAGAAGAGAGCAACAGAAAGGAGGAUAGAGAAGAAGAGAGCAACAGAGGAGGAAGGAGAAGAAGAGAGCAACAGAGAGGAGGAAGGAGAAGAAGAGAGCAACAGAAAGGAGGAAGGAGAAGAGAGCAACAGGAAGGAGGAAGGAGAAGAAAAGAGCAACAGAGAGGAGGAAGGAGAAGAGAGCAACAGGAAGGAGGAAAGAGAAGAAGAGAGCAACAGGAAGGAGGAAAGAGAAGAAGAGAGCAACAGAGAGGAGGAAGGAGAAGGAGAAAAGAAAAACACAGUCAAAGCACACGGACGGACGGACGAGACCUGGCUGUUUCACAACAUUCCAGACUACAGGGAGAUAGGUGGGCGUGUAGGGUCAAAGGUCAUGCUUUGAUAACAGAGCAGGGCAGCUAGCUCCACACAAACUGUGGUGAAUGGAAACAAGUUAGUCCAGGGGUGUCAAACUCGUUCCAUAAAGGUAUCUAGUGUACAUUUAGUUUUCUGUUAUUUCUUUUCAAUUUGGAUCCAAUUAAGAGCUAGACAACAAGCUGAGGGGAGUUCCUUACUAAUCAGUGACCAGGGCCUGUAUUCAUAAGGAGGGGAGGGGAGUUCCUUACUAAUCAGUGACCAGGGCCUGUAUUCAUAAAGCCUCUCAGAGUAGGAGUGCUGAUCUGGGAUCAGGUCCCACCUGUCCAUAUAAUCUCAUUCAUUAUAAACUAAUAGGCUAAACUGGCCCUAGAUCAGCACUCCUACUGUAAGAAGCUUUAUGGAUACAGGCCCUGAUAGUACAAGGGAGAGGUGAAAACCUGCAGCCCCUUCGCCCUCCAUGGAAUGAGCCCUGUAGUGUGGUGCUAGUCUCACAGCCAGGUGAAGUGGGGAGAUUUCACAAAAUGAUUCACACAACAAAACUCUGUAAAGUUUAAAACCUAUUCGAGACACCUAUAAAAAGACAAUAAAAGCUUACAGGAUAAAAAAAGAAAGAAAAAAAAAUAGAACGCUUGAGCAGAGUAGAUUAUUUACAGAGGUAUUGUAUACUAAUGACAAAGCUCAUACGCUAUUUUUUUAAACAUUUUUAGUCAUUUAGCAGACGCUCUUAUCCAGAGCGACUUACAGUUAGUGAAUAUAUAUAUAUAUAUAUAUAUAUAUUAUUAUUAUUUUUAUUUUUUUAAUACUGGCCCCCGUGGGAAUCAAACCCACAACCCUGGCGUUGCAAACGCCAUGCUCUAUCAACUGAGCUACAUCCCUGCCGGCCAUUCCCUCCCCUCCCCUACCCUGGACGACGCUGGGCCAAUUGUGCGCCGCCCCAUGGGUCUCCCGGUUGCGGCCGGCUGCGACAGAGCCUGGAAUCGAACCAGGAUCUCUAGUGGCACAGUUAGCACUGCGAUGCAGUGCCUUAGACCACUGCGCCACUCAGGAGUGGCUAUCCUGUGUCCCAUGGUCUAACCAAGAGAGGAACCAUCCCACUCUCCUACAAAAGUGUGGUUGGGUGCGUAAAACCAGGCAAAAAUGUAAUGGGUCCGCAUAUUUUUUAUUUUUUUUUAAAGAUGUCAAAUAAAGCGUACUUAUUUUUUGGUUUAUCUAGUUUUCAUUUUACAUAUUUUUAAGUGCGGAGGGAGCCAUUCCAUCUUUGCUUAGCCACGGUGGUAUUCAGUAGUCCCAGGCAGACUCCCAUUGGACCAGAAAAGACAAGACAGGAGACAGCCCAGCCAGCUAAAACAGAAGCCUGGAGCUAUAAUGGAGACGUUCCCAUGACGACGGUUACCACGGUUCUUACCUGGUAGUGAUGCCUCCCUCUGUGAAUGGGCUCCAGGGGGAGGGGAAGUCACUCUCUUUAGUCACAUCCUGGAGAGACCACAGCAAUAACAAACAAGACAUGUAAGUUAGUUCGACAACACCAGCGCUUAGAAAAUGGCACUACCUUUGACAAGGGCUCUGGUAAAAACAUAUAAAAAAAUAGUACACUGCAUAGGGAAUAGGGUGCCAUUUGCGACGCAGACAAGGUCUUUGAAAUGUAGGCUGGGUCUGAAAUGGCACCCUACGCCCUAGUCAAAAGUACUUCCACUAUAGAGGGAAUACGGUGCCAUUUUGGACGCAGUCACAUUUACAAUCACUUCCUGACCAACGGAUAAACAGUACGGGAAAGAGAUGUAAAUCACAAAUAACCAAUGAAAUUGGUUGAUGUAAUAUUAAAUAUAGUCACCAUUUCAGUGCGAGCCUCUGUUUCCUUCCUCAGUGGAGGUUCAAACUGCACUUUAUCAACUGUGGAGUAGAAAAGUCUGGUUGAAGUGGCAUUGAGACGUUACACAGUCAGGUCAGUAGGGGGAGCCAGAACACAACACUCCAACCAUCACAACAAACCACAUCCUCAUGCAUCGACAUGGAGUAGCGUAAAGUUAGCCAACCCUUAGACACUGACUGAUCUUAGGCCAGUUUUUUGCAUUUCCCACUAAUGGUUGAGGUUAGGUUGUGGUGAGGGGAAGCUGACCCUAGAUCUGUACAUAGGGGAAACUUCAAACCAGAGCCAUCAACACAAGCCAGGCCAGGCGCUCGGGUGAUUAGGAUCUCACAAUCAGGCACUACUUGAAUCCCAAAUGGCACCCUAUAUAGUACACUACUUUUGACCAAGGUUCUCUGGUGGAAUAGUGCACCACUUGGGACACAUGCCCCUGUUCGAACGCUUCCUUCGUUCGUUCAUUCCUUUCAUGACAAAGCUCACAGCCUACCCAAUCAUGUCAGGUCAGUGAUUCUUUCGAGGAAGGAUGCAAGUAUUUGAACAGGGCCUUAGUUUUACGAUGACAGCGUGAUGACAGAAGGUUUAGUUAAUGAAGCUUUAACACUCCUGUGUUUGAUCCUUGGUACCGUCAGACAGAGCCAGGUGGUCCGGUGCCACCACUACUACUUGUCACAUGCUCCUGAAACCGGCCUAUAUAGUGUCUGCGUUCCAAAUGGUACCCUAUAUAGUGCACUACUUUGGACCAGACGCCAUACGUCUCUGGUCAAACGUAGUGCACUAUGUAGGGAAAUAGUGUGCCGUUCGUUUGAGACACAACCAGUGUCCUCUUCAUAAUCAUUUCAUCCUUUGUUGCAUUGCUGAUACACAAGACAGGAGCGCAUUGAGCCACUGUGUGGAGUGACCCAGUAACAUACAGACUAGUAUGAAGACAAGACACCUGACAGAGAGACACACACAGAUGUCAACAUCGUGGAUUCCAGUACGCCAACUAUGAGGAACUGCUUCAGUGUCUCUGAGCUUCUGAUGCAAAACUUGAAAUGAGCUAGGCCAACACACACACACACACACACCCCUUUCCUACGCAAAUUCAACAAGUAUCAGAUGUGAGACUACUUUUCCUACUUGUAACAGUGAAGUUGAGAAAUCCAAAAAGCAAGUAGCAACCAUAUGCAUAGAUUUUUUUUCCACCACCAACCAUUACAAUUCAACCUGAAACUAUUUGGAAUACCAAUCCAACAACACUGCAUACCACUAUCUCUCUGUGCUCAUCAGAUGUACUUACGGGAGACACACAGAGCGCCUUUAGAAAGUACUCACACCCCUUGACUUAUUCCACAUUUUGUUGUAUUACAGCCUCAAUUCAAAAUGGAUUAAAUUGAGAUUGUGUGUCACUGGCCUGCACAAACAACACCUCAUAAUGUCAAAGUGGAAUUUAGUUUGUAGAACAUUUUAGAAGAAAAAAAACUAAACAAAUUAAGCUGAAAUGUCUUGAGUCAAUAAGUAUUCAACCCCUUUGCUAUGACAAGCCUAAAUAAGUUCAGGGGUAACAAUGUGCUUAACAAAUCGCAUAAUAAGUUGCAUGGACUCAUUAAGGUUCAAUAAUACUGGUUAACAUGAUUUUUGAAUGACUACCCCACCUCCGUACCCCACAUAUUAAAUUAUCUUUAAGGUCCCUCAAUCGAGUAGCGAAUUUCAAACACAGAUUCAACCACAAAGACCAGGGAGGUUUUUCAAUGCCUCGCAAAGAAGGGCACCUAUAGGUAGAUGGGUAAAAAAAUUAAAAUAAUAAAAAAACAGACAUUGAAUAUCCCUUUGAGCAUGGUGAAGUUAUUAAUUACACUUUGGAUGGUGUAUCAAUACACCUAGUCACUACAAAGAUACAGGCGUCCUUCCUAACUCAGUUGCCGGAGAGGAAGGAAACUGCCCAGGGAUUUCAGCCUGAGGCCAAUGGUGACUUUAAAACAGUUAGAGUUUAAUGGCUGUGAUAGGAGAAAACUGAGGAUGGAUCAACAACAUUGUAGUUACUCCACAUUACUAACCUAAUUGACAGAGUGAAAAGAAAGAAGCCUGUACAGAUAAAAAAUAUUCCAAAACAUGCAUCCUGUUUUCAACAACGCACUAAAGUACUACUGCAAAUGGGGCAAAGAAAUGAACUGAAUACAAAGCGUUAUAUUUAGGGCAAAUCCAACACAUCACAGAGUACCACUCUUCAUAUUUUCAAGCAUGAUGGUGGCUGCAUCAUGUUGUGGGUAUACUCGUCAUCGGCAAAGACUAGGGCGUUUUUUUUUUUAGCUUGAAAGUGUAUGGCAAGACUUAAAAAUGUCUGUCUAGCAAUGAUCAACAAUCAUCUUGACAGAGCUUGAAGAUUUUUUAUUUAUUUAUUUUUUAUUUAUUUUUAGAAUGGGCAAAUAUUUUACAAUCUAGGUGUGCAAAGCUCUUACAGACUUACCCAAAAAGACUCACAGCUGUAAUCGCCGCCAAAGGUGCUUCUACAGAGUAAUGACUCAGGGGUAUGAAUACUUAUGUAAAUGAGAUAUUUCAGUAUUUCAUUUUUUAUACAUUUGCUAAAAUUUCUAAAAACAUAUUUUCACUUUGUCAUUAUGGGGUACUGUGUGUAAAUGGGUGACAAAACAAUCUAUUUAAUCAAUUUUUAAAAUCAGGCUUUAACAAAAUAAUUGAAUGGACACUACUAACUCGCACUCUCGUCUCACCCCUACUACUACUCCUACCUGAAACACAUCCCCCCUACUACCACACUACUACACUACUACUACAGUUCUACUACUACUACACUAACCACUACUACUACUACUACUACAGUACUACUACUACUACUCCACUACCACUACUACUACUACCACUACAGUUACUACUACUACUACCACUACCACUACUACCACACUACUACCACUACUACUACUACCACCACUACUACUACUACAGUUCUACCACCACCACCACCACCUCUAACACACCCCCACUACUACUACUACUACUACUACUACUACUACCACCACCACCACCUCAAACACACCACUACUACUACUACUGCUACUACUACCACUACUACUGCUACUACUACUACUACCACCUCUAACACACCCCCACUACUACUACUACUACUACUACUACUACUACUACCACUACCACCACCUCAAACACACCACUACUACUACUACCACCACACUACUAGUACUAAUUGUUAUUUCUUUUGCUAAUUUGUACCCCAGUAUCUAUUUGCACAUCAUCUCUUGCACAUCUAUCAUUCCAGUGUUAAUACUAAUUGUAAUUAUUUUGCACUAUAGCCUAUUUAUUGCCUUACCUCCAUAACUAUACUACAUUGCACACACUGUAUAUAAUUUUCUGUUGUAUUUUGACUUUAUGUUUUUGUUAUUAAACCCCAUAUGUAACUCUGUGUUGUUGUUUUUAUCACACUGCUUUGCUUUAUCUUGGCCAGGUCGCAGUUGGAAAUGAGAACUUGUUCUCAACUGGCUUACCUGGUUAAAUAAAGGUGAAAUAAGAUAAAAAAUACUACUACUACUACUGCUACUACUACUACUGCUACUACUACUACCAUACCACCACCACUACUACCACUACUACCACCACUACUACUACUACUACUACCACUACUACUACUACUACCACUACCACUACUACUACCACCACCACCACCACUACUACUACUACCACUACUACUACUACUACCACCUCAAACACACCACUACUCCACAAACUACUGUCUCACACACCACUAUCUCAUUAGCCUGGUCCCAGAUCUGUUUGUGCCGUCUUGCCAAAAUGUGUGACAGUGAUCAUAGAAGUUGAUAAGACAGCACAAACAGAUCUGGGACCAGGCUACUACUCUGUCUCUGUGACUGACCUGGGUCCCCCUGGUCCUCAACCCUGUGUCUCUCCUCUGUAGUGUAGCCAAGGUAGCCAGGGUGGUUAGGGUAGCCAGGGUGGUUAGGGUGGUCAGGGUGGUUAGGGUAGCCAGGGUGGUUAGGGUGCCAGGUGCCAGGGUGGUUUAGGGGGUAGCCAGGGUGGUUAGGGUGCCAGGGUUAGCCAGGGUGGUUAGGGUGGUGGUUAGGGUAGCCAGGGUGGUUAGGGUAGCCAGGGUGUAGGGGGGUUAGGGUGGCCAGGGUGGUUAGGGUAGUUAGGGUGGUUAGGGUAGUUAGGGUGGUUAGGGUAGUCAGGGUGGUGGUUAGGGUGGCCAGGGUGGUUAGGGUAGCCAGGGUGGUUAGGGUGGCCAGGGUGGUUAGGGUAGCCAGGGUGGUUAGGGUUAGCAGGGUAGUUAGGGUGCCAGGUGGUUAGGGUGCCAGGGUGGUUAGGGUAGCCAGGGUGGUUAGGGUAGCCAGGGUGGUUAGGGUAGCCAGGGUGGUUAGGGUAGCCAGGGUGGUUAGGGUGAGGGUGGUUAGGGUAGCCAGGGUGGUUAGGGUUAGCCAGGGUGUAGCCAGGGUGGUUAGGGUAGCCAGGGUGGUUAGGGUAGUCCAGGGUGGUUAGGGUAGCCAGGGUGGUUAGGGUAGCCAGGGGUGGUAAGGGUGUGGUAGCGGGUGGUUAGGGUAGCCAGGGUGGUUAGGGUAGCCAGGGUGGUUAGGGUGGGUAGCCAGGGUGGUUAGGGUAGCCAGGGUGGUUAGGGUGCCAGGGUGGUUAGGGUAGCCAGGGUGGUUAGGGUAGCCAGGGUGGUUAGGGUAGCCAGGGUGGUUGGGUUGCAGGGUGGUAGGGUGCCAGGGGUGGUUAGGGUAGCCAGGGUGGUUAGGGUAGCCAGGGGUGGUUGCAGGUGUUAGGGUGCCAGGGUGGUUAGGGUAGCCAGGGUGGUUAGGGUAGCCAGGGUGGUUAGGGUAGCCAGGGUGGGUUAGGGUGAGCCAGGGUGGUUAGGUGCAGGGUGGUUAGGGUGCCAGGGGGGGUGGUUAGGGUAGCCAGGGUGGUUAGGGUAGCCAGGGGGGUGGUUAGGGUGGCCAGGGGUGGUAGGGUUUAGCCAGGGUGGUUAGGUAGCCAGGGGGUUAGGUGCCAGGGUGGUUAGGGUGCCAGGGGGGGGUUUAGGGUAGCCAGGGUGGUUCAGGGUUGGUGCCAGGGUGUUAGGGUGCCAGGGUGGUUAGGGUGCCAGGUAGCCAGGGUGGUUAGGGUAGCCAGGGUGGUUAGGGUGGCCAGGGUGGUUAGGGUAGCCAGGGGUGGUAGGUUUUAGGGUAGCCAGGGUGGUUAGGGUAGCCAGGGUGGUUAGGGUGCCAGGGUGGUUAGGGUGCCAGGGGUGGUUAGGGUGGCCAGGGUGGGUUAGGGUGCCAGGGUGGUGCGGGUAGGCCAGGGUGGUUAGGGUGGCCAGGGUGGUUAGGGUAGCCAGGGUGGUUAGGGUAGCCAGGGUGGUUAGGGUAGCCAGGGUGGUUAGGGUAGCCAGGGGGUUAGGUGCCAGGGUGGUUAGGGUAGCCAGGGUGGUUGGGUAGCCAGGUGUUAGGGUAGCCAGGGUGGUUAGGGUAGCCAGGGUGGUUAGGGUAGCCAGGGUGGUUAGGGUAGCCAGGGUGGUUAGGGUAGCCAGGGUGGUUAGGGUAGCCAGGGUGGUUAGGGUAGCCAGGGUGGUUAGGGUAGCCAGGGUGGUUAGGGUAGCCAGGGUGGUUAGGGUAGCCAGGGUGGUUAGGGUAGCCAGGGUGGUUAGGGUAGCCAGGGUGGUUAGGGUAGCCAGGGUGGUUAGGGUAGCCAGGGUGGUUAGGGUAGCCAGGGUGUGUUAGGGUAGCCAGGGUGGUUGGGUCCAGUAGGUAGCCAGGGUGGUUAGGGUAGCCAGGGUGUUAGGGUGCCAGGGUGGUUAGGGUAGCCAGGGUGGUUAGGGUGCCAGGGUGGUUAGGGUAGCCAGGUGGUUAGGGUAGCCAGGGUGGUUAGUAGGUAGCCAGGUGUUAGGGUACCAGGGUGGUUAGGGUAGCCAGGGUGGUUAGGGUAGCCAGGGUGGUUAGGGUAGCCAGGGUGGUUAGGGUAGCCAGGUGGUUAGGUAGCCAGGAGUGGUUAGGAGCCAGGUGGAGCACGGUACACAGGCUGGUUAGGGUGCCAGGUGGUUAGGUAGCCAGGGUUAAGGGUAGCCAGGGUGUUAGGUAGCCAGGGGGUUAGACAGUACCAGUGGUAGUAGAGAGAGCCAGGGUGGUUGGUAGCCAGUAAGUACAGGGUGUAGUAGCCAGUGGUUAGGAGUAGCCAGGGUGUUAGGGUAGCCAGGUGGUAGGGUAACGCACACAGCUUUAGGGAUCCAGCUGUAUGGUACUGCCAGGUGGUAGAGAUACCAGGGCAUGUAACAGGAGCAACGUCACAAAGGAAUCAGGACAAGUACCAGGCAGUCAACGUCAGACAAGUGCCAGGGCAGUACACAGAUGAAAGCAACAAGCGCAGUUAGAAUGCGUCCACGCAGGACAAGGUCAACCAGGCUAGACAAGUCAACACAGCAGACAUGUCACAGCGAACGUCACACACAGCAGGACAACGUCAACAACAGCAGACAACGUCAACAACAGCAGCAGAACAACGUCAACAACAGCAGACAACGUCAACAACAGCAGCAGACAACGUCAACAACAGCAGACAACGUCAACAACAGCAGACAAUGUCAACAACAGCAGACAACGUCAACAACAGCAGACAACGUCAACAACAGGUCAAACGCCAUGCUCUACCAACUGAGCUACAUCCCUGCCGGCCAUUCCCUCCCCUACCCUGAACGACACUGGGCCAAUUGUGCGCCGCGCCAUGGGGUCUCCCGGUCACGGCCGGCUACGACAGAGCCUGGAUACCUAGUCAGUUGAAUGCAUUCGACUGAAAUGUGUCUUCCGCAUUUAGCCCAACCCCUCUGAAUCAGAAAGGUGCAGGGGGCUGACUUAAAUCGACAUCCACGUCAUCGGCACCCAGGGAACAGUGGGUUAAUUGCCUUGCUCAGGGGCAGAACUACAGAUUUUUACCUUGUCAGCUAAAUAAAUAGUCUGAAGCAUUGGCCAUCUGCAUGAACCCCAUUGGACACAACAUCUUGAUUUAAAUUGUUAUUAAUAACAAUUUGAAAGUAUUAAUAAUAGAUUAUUAUUCACUCAAAUUUAAUUUAGGGUGUUUCUAUUACAAAGUACACUACCGUUCAAAAGUUUGGGGUCACUGAUCAGAAAUACAGUGUAGACAUUGUUAAUGUUGUAAAUGGCUAUUGUAGCUGGAAACGGCUGAUUUUUUAUGGAAUAUCUACAGAGGCCCAUUAUCAGUCCUGUGUUCCAAUGGCACGUUGUGUUUGCUAAUCCAAGUUUAUCAUUUUAAAAGGCUAAUUGAUCAAUAGAAAACCCUUUUGCAAUGAUGUUAGCACAGCUGAAAACUGUUGUGCUGAUUAAAGAAGCAAUAAAACUGGACUUCUAGUUGAGUAUCUGGAGCAUCAGCAAUUGGGGGUUCGAUUACAGAAUCAAAGUGGCCAGAAACAAAUAAUUUUCUUCUGAAACUCGUCAGUCUUUUCUUGUUCUGAGAAAUGAAGGCUAUUCCAUGGGAGAAAUUGCCAAGAAACUGAAGAUCUCGUACAAUGCUGUGAUCUCGUACAACGCUGGGCGGCAGGUAGCUUAGUGGUUAAGAGCGUUGUGCCAGUAACCGAAAGGUCGCUGGUUCUAAUCCCCGAGCCGACUAGGUGAAAAAUCUGUCGAUGUGCCCUUGAGCAAGGCACUUAACCCUAAUUGCUCCUGUAAGUCGCUCUGGAUAAGAGCGUCUGCUAAAUGACUUAUUUAUUUAUUUAUUUAUUUUACUACUCCCUUCACAGAACAGCGCAAACUGGCUCUGACCAGAAUAGAAAGAGGAGUGGGAGGCCCCGGUGCACAACUGAGCAAGAGGACAAAUACAUUAGAGUGUCUAGUUUGAGAAACAGACGCCUCACAGGUCCUCAACUGGCAGCUUCAUUAAAUAGUACCCGCAAAACACCAGUCUCAACGUCAACAGUGAAGAGGCGACUCUGGGAUGCUGACCUUCUAGGCAGAGUUGCAAAGAAAAAGCCAUAUCUCAGACUGGCCAAUAAAUAUAAAAGAUUAAGAUGGGCAAAAGAACACAGACACUGGACAGAGUAAGAUUGGAAAAAAAGUGUUAUGGACAGACAAAUCUAAGUUUGAGGUGUUCGGAUCACAAAGAAGAACAUUUGUGAGACGCAGACCAAAUGAAAAGAUGCUGGAGGAGUGCUUGAUGCCAUCUGUCAAGCAUGGUGGAGGCAAUGUGAUGGUCUGGGGGUGCUUUGGUGGUGGUAAAGUGGGAGAUUUGUACAGGGUAAAAGGGAUCUUGAAGAAGGAAGGCUAUCACUCCAUUUUGCAACGCCAUGCCAUACCUGUGGAUGGCGCUUGAUUGGAGCCAAUUUCCUCCUACAACAGGACAAUGACCCAAAGCACAGCUCCAAACUAUGCAAUAACUAUUUAGGGAAGAAGCAGUCAGCUGGUAUUCUGUCUAUAAUGGAGUGGCCAGCACAGUCACCGGAUCUCAACCCUAUUGAGCUGUUGUGGGAGCAGCUUGACCGUAUGGUACGUAAAAAGUGCCCAUCAAGCCAAUCCAACUUGUGGGAGGUGCUUCAGGAAGCAUGGGGUGAAAUCUCUUCAGAUAACCUCAACAAAUUGACAACUAGAAUGCCAAAGGUCUGCAAGGCUGUAAUUACUGCAAAUGGAGGAUUCUUUGGCGAAAGCAAAGUUUGAAGGACACAAUCAUUAUUUCUAACCUUGUCAAUGACUACAUUUCCUAUGCAUUUUGCUAUAUUUCCUAUUCAAACUCAUUUCAUGUAUGUUUUCAUGGAAAACAAGGAAAUUUCUAAGUGACCCCAAACUUUUGAACGAUAGUGUAUGUCAUUGUCCCUUUAAGACGCCAUUGCCCCUUUAAGAGCUCAAUUGCACCUAAACCAAGCUUGAAACUGGUUGUAUAGAUGCAUUUGUAAUACAAUUUUAGGAGUAGAGAAAUACUGUAAACGUGGUAGCAGUGGAAAUUUUGGAUCCCACUCUUUUUUAACAAAGGACAAAACUGCUUUCAAAAGUGUUUUUACCACGAUUGCAUUAAGUAUUGUUGUGCAUUGACUGCUUGUCAGAAUACGUUUCCCUCCCUAUGGCUCUCGCAACUUGAAUGCGCCUCAAUAGGAAUAUUUAUCUCACAUAGAACAAACAACAACAAGCCGACUAGGUAAAUAGGUCAACUAUUCUACUAUGGGGUUGUCUGGUUUAGUUUUAAUAACACCAUUACAUGACUAGGUAAAUAGGUCAACUAUUCUACUAUGGGGGUGUCUGGUUUAGUUUUAAUAACACCAUUACAUGACUAGGUAAAUAGGUCAACUAUUCUACUAUGGGGGUGUCUGGUUUAGUUGAAUAACACCAUUACAUGACAUAGGUAAAUAGGUCAACUAUUCUACUAUGGGGGUGUCUGGUUUAGUUUAAUAACACCAUUACAUGAUUAGGUAAAUAGGUCAACUAUUCUACUAUGGGGUUGUCUGGUUUAGUUUUAAUAACACCAUUACAUGACUAGGUAAAUAGGUCAACUAUUCUACUAUGGGGUUGUCUGGUUUAGUUGAAUAACACCAUUACAUUACUAGGUAAAUAGGUCAACUAUUCUACUAUGGGGGUGUCUGGUUUAGUUGAAUAACACCAUUACAUGACAUAGGUAAAUAGGUCAACUAUUCUACUAUGGGGUUGUCUGGUUUAGUAUAAUAACACCAUUACAUGACUAGGUAAAUAGGUCAACUAUUCUACUAUGGGGUUGUCUGGUUUAGUUUAAUAACACCAUUACAUGACAUAGGUAAAUAGGUCAACUAUUCUACUAUGGGGUUGUCGUGUUUAGUUGAAUAACACCAUUACAUGACAUAGGUAAAUAGGUCAACUAUUCUACUAUGGGGUUGUCUGGUUUAGUUGAAUAACACCAUUACAUGACAUAGGUAAAUAGGUCAACUAUUCUACUAUGGGGUUGUCUGGUUUAGUUUUAAUAACAACGUUACAUUGUAAAAAUAGUAGCAUCCAUCCCUGAGUGAGUAGAGGCUUUGAAUGACCUUGACAGCAGCUAUAGUACAUUUACAUUUUUACAUUUUAGUCAUUUAGCAGACGCUCUUAUCCAGAGCGACUUACAGCUAGUGAGUGCAUACAUUAUUUUGUAUUUAUUUUUCAUACUGGCCCCCAGUGGGAAUCGAACCCACAACCCUGGCGUUGCAAACGCCAUGCUCUACCAACUGAGCUACAUCCCUGCCGGCCAUUCCCCUCCCCUACCCUGGACGACGCUGGGCCAAUUGUGCGCCGCCCCAUGGGUCUCCCGGUCACGGCCGGCUACGACAGAGCCUGGAUUCGAACCAGGAUCUCUAGUGGCACAGCUAGCACUGCGAUGCAGUGCCUUAGACCACUGCCCCACUCGGGAGGUUGGCUACACACUGCUGUCUGAGUUGAGCGAUGCGGUGGUGCGCAUUAUAGACUGUUUAAGGGGGCUUUCACUGUUUAAGGGGGCUUUCACUGUUUAAGGGGGCUUUCACUGUUUAAGGGGGCUUUCACUGUUUAAGGGGGCUUUCACUGUUUAAGGGGGCUUUUUUGUGUGUGUUCUUUUCCCAAACUCUGGUGCGUUUACCCCCUUAGUUUGGUUCUUUUGGACGGGUGUGAACACUAUCCACACUCGGGAAGCGCACUAACCAACGCACAGCGGUUACUAACCAACGCACAGCGUUUACUAACCAACGCACAGCGGUUACUAACCAACGCACAGCGUUUACUAACCAACGCACAGCGUUUACUAACCAACGCACAGCGUUUACUAACCAACGCACAGCGUUUACUAACCAACGCACAGCGGUUACUAACCAACGCACAGCGGUUACUAACCAACGCACAGCGGUUACUAACCAACGCACAGCGGUUACUAACCAACGCACAGCGGUUACUAACCAACGCACAGCGGUUACUAACCAACGCACAGCGUUUACUAACCAACGCACAGCGGUUACUAACCAACGCACAGCGGUUACUAACCAACGCACAGCGGUUACUAACCAACGCACAGCGGUUACUAACCAACGCACAGCGGUUACUAACCAACGCACAGCGGUUACUAACCAAGCACGCGGUUACUAACCAACGCACAGCGUUUACUAACCAACGCACAGCGUUACUAACCAACGCACAGCGGUUACUAACCAACGCACAGCGUUUACUAACCAACGCACAGCGGUUACUAACCAACGCACAGCGGUUACUAACCAACGCACAGCGGUUACUAACCAACGCACAGCGGUUACUAACCAACGCACAGCGGUUACUAACCAACGCACAGCGGUUACUAACCAACGCACAGCGGUUACUAACCAACGCACAGCGGUUACUAACCAACGCCAGCGGUUACUAACCAACGCACAGCGGUUACUAACCAACGCACAGCGUUUUCUAACUAGUUCACAUGGGGUUGCAGGUUUGAACCAGUCGGCCAACGGCAGGAGGUGAGCCUCAUCAGGUCCGGACCAAACACAGGAAAGAGUUCCUCAUCAUUAUUGGUUGUUUUGACUGCGAGAAGCAUCAUAACUUCAUAUCUCUGAAACAUUCUGUGUGUAGCAGUGUAUUUAUGAGCGCAUUCGACGCAGAUCAUGGGAGACUGGGGUUAUAGUCCCACAUGGCCAUAUAGGCUACAGAAUAUAGACAGUCACAUCUCAGAGCGGCUAUUGCGCUGUUUGCUCCCACAUGUUGUUGGGAGACCAAAGCGAAAGUACUAUGAAGAUUGGGAAACACAAGUGAUGCUUCAUGACAAUCAUAGAUGAGCAUUUUUGUCCAAUAAAUAAAUGACUUGCAUGGACACGUGGUUUUGUUCGGGAAUUUUUGUUCGUUUGACAUUUGGCAAUGUGAAACUAACUGGACCAAAUUUUAAAAAAAAUACAAUGUAACAAAUAAUCAAACUUUGAUUUCAACUAUUGCUCAAAACCAUGUGUGAAAUUCCAUUUAUCUGAACAUCGGAGUGUCGCAAACAAUCAUGCAUGUCAGUUCAGCGCGCACAGCGUAACAAGAGAAAUUAAAAUAAAAUAUUUGAGAACACAUUUAUUUGGGAAUAUAUUUCGUAGAACAGACAUGCUUCUGAAUUAGGCUUUGCCAUCUCCAAACCUGCCCCCGCCCCAACAGAAAUCCAUGGCAGUGUGCCUGGUGCAAAGUAACCAUGUUUUUAUCAAACGGGAAAUGCCCCACUCAUCUGGCACACCAGGCAGGUUCAAGCAAAUGCUCAACACUGUUUGAAAGAUUUUGAAUACUAUUUGAACCCAGCAUGUCCGCCGCUCUCAAACGGGUCCUGGCUCUGAGCCAGCCCUGCAGGAUCAACACUAUGGCCCGCCCUGCAGGAGAGACUGACCUGCUACUGGAGCACACAACCUCUGACAGGAAGACUGACAGACAGACCAGCCAAUGGGAGAGCAGAUUCAGAGCUCUGACUAAUCCCACUGGUCGGCUAGGGACAAGAGGGUGGGGGUUCCUAGAAGGUGUCUAGCUACUGUGGGAUGUUGACAGAUAAUCAUUGGAGGAGGGGAGGAGAAAGGAGUGAGGAGAGAGGAGAACCAAGGAGAGAAGAGGACAGAGGAGAGAGGAGAACAGAGGAGAGGAGGGCAGAGGACAGAGGAGAGGAGGCCAGAGGACAGAGUGGAGGGGAGGGCAGAGGACAGAGGAGAGGAGGCCAGAGGAGAGGGAGACAGGAGGAGAGGAGAAGAGGGCAGAGGAGAGGAGGCCAGAGGAGAGGAGGCCAGAGGAGGACAGAGGAGAAGAGGGCAGAGGAGAGGAGUGGAGGGGAGGGGAGGGCCAAGGGAGAGGAAGAGGGAGCAAAGGACAGAGGGAGGGGCAAGGACAGAGGAGAGAGGGCAGGGGCAGGAGGCCAGAGUGGGAGGGGAGGACAGAGAGGGAGGAGGACAGAGGGGAGGAGGACAGAGGGAGGGAGGACGGGAGAGGAGAGAAGGGAGACGAGGGAAGAGGAGGGAGAGGGAGAGGAGGAGAGAGAGGAGAGGACGAGAGAGGAGGAGGGCUGCUGUUACUUACAGCUGA
Molecule: messenger RNA, 16340 nt
Organism: Coregonus sp. 'balchen'
Lineage: Eukaryota; Metazoa; Chordata; Actinopteri; Salmoniformes; Salmonidae
Source: the annotation of a GenBank genome assembly